Chenopodium quinoa (quinoa) is the source of this 2201-nucleotide messenger RNA. Its product is annotated as trihelix transcription factor GT-2-like. The record is from RefSeq and is a predicted model, not a curated record. Lineage: Eukaryota; Viridiplantae; Streptophyta; Magnoliopsida; Caryophyllales; Amaranthaceae. The transcript is spliced from 2 exons. The coding region runs from base 491 to 1621 and encodes 376 amino acids.
AAUAGUGCCAAAGUCUAGUUGUUGCAAUAUUAUUGGAACGGAGGAAGUAUUAAAUUGGAAGGGGUUUCCAAAAAAGGAAGUGUAGCUUUUAAAAAAACCGGAUAAAACUAGUAAGUGUAGCUUUUAAAAACAACAGAGGGAGUAUGUAGCUAAUAAAUUAAAAAUAAGUUUUUUUUUUUUUUGGAAAUAAUUAAAAAUAAGAUAUGUUUGGGCAAAAAAAGAAAAAAAAAGAAAAGGGGAAGUAAAAUGAUACGGAGUAAACUGAUAGUCUGAUACCAAGAAUAACAAGAGUUGAAAAGAAGUGAUAAUCUUCAUUUACCACUCAUUUAUAGCUUUUACCAACAAACAACAUUUCAUUUCUGGUUUCACUUUCACCCCUUGUUCUAGUACCCUUUCCCCAGCCGCCGCACUUAUUUUUUUCCAUUUCUUUAAAAUGAUAAAAAAAAAUUAACCACAAUCAAUAAUCUACUGUUAAUUUGAUCUCAUAAAUAUGGAUGAUUUGUUUACAAAUGGCCGGCAAUUAACCGGCGCCGGUUUCUCCGAAGAACUGUCCCCUUUUCCCGACCCUGAACCUCAACCUCAACCUCAAUUCUUCUACCCUCAUUCAACGACUCCUGUUCCCCAGAAACUCCGUCCUAUCAGAUCCAACGACUCCUCCUUCCUCAGAAACAACGCCUGUAAUUCGUCCGACUUAGGGUUCCUCCCUUUUCAGCCCCAUUUCCCUACCUUGCAGGAUGACACGUCAGCUUCUGCUCAUCAAUUGUUCAAGAUGAAAUCUGACAUGGAUGCUCACCUUCUUUCUAACUUCAAGUCUCAAAUUUCAAACCUCGACUUUUCCUCUUUCAGUUCUUGUUCAGAUUGUAGUGAUGAUUCUGCGCAAAAGGGAGAGGAGGAGCGAACCUCAAAUGGGAAACCUAAAAAGAAGAGGAAGAAGAUGGAGUCAUUUUUACAAGGAUUGAUGUCUCAAGUUAUUAACAAGCAAGAACAGAUGCACCAGCAGUUGAUGAACAUGAUUGAAAACAAGGAGAAAGAGCGGAUUCUUCGAGAGGAAGCGUGGCGCCAACAGGAGUUGGACCGUGCUAAUAGAGAUCACCAGAUUAGAGCUCAGGAGGCUGCUCGUAAUGUUGCUCUUAUUUACUUCAUUCGCAACGCUCUUGGGGUUUCCGAAUUACAGGUUCCCGACCUCUUAUCGUUGCCCCAGGUUUUUUCUGGGGAGGAUAAUGUUGCUGAUGCUCAGAGCUUGGGCCAAGGUGAACAGGAUAGGUUUGAUCCUAAUUAUAAGAGGUGGCCGACGUCUGAGGUGCAAGCGCUCAUCACUCUACGAGCUGCUCUCGAUCACAAGUUUCAUACUAUAGGCGCUAAAGCGCCUGUGUGGGAUGAAGUGGCGGCUGGAAUGGCUAAAAUGGGAUACACUCGGAGUGCAAGGAAAUGCAAGGAGAAGUGGGAGAAUGUUAACAAGUAUUAUAAGAAGGCAACUGACAAUGGAAAGAAAUAUUCUGAGAAUGCGAAAUCGUGCCCAUACUUCCAUGAGCUUGAAACCCUCUACAAAAAUCGACUUAUUACUGCUGCUAAAUCAAACUCUCCUAGCAAUGAAGAUUCGGAACAGAAUGCAAAUGUAUAACAACUUAUAUUAGUACUGGACUUGAAUUCUAUUAUGGCUUGUCCAAUUAUCUGAGCUACGAAAAGAAAGCAGUUCCUGCUGGAAGUGGGAGUGGAACUUCUUCUUUUGUUCUGUAGUCGUAAAAGUUCCAAUUUGUUGAUUCUUUCAGCAACUACUAGCUGCAAUAUUUAAAAUUAACAGAGAAGGAAACAAGGAUAUUCAGUAAAGCCAUCAUUUUGGCUUUAUGCUCGUUGAUGAUCAUCGGAAAGACCCAGACUAACACAGUCCAUCCGCACUGCCUAACAGUCUCAAUCUUGUUUCCUCCGGCGGGCAAUGUUAUUUGCUUCUUUCGCAUGUUAUUAUUGGUAUGUCUUUGAUCUUUUUCUUGGAUGUAACCAGCAAGUCGUGCCUGGGAGGAAAUCGGAUAUAACAAUAAAAAAAUUGCAAUUUUUCCCAGCAUGUUGCUGGCUAGUCCUGUAGACCAUUUUCUGUAUUCAUCUGGUUCAUUUUUCUGCGAACUAGAUUGAUGCAUUCAGCAGCUAAGUAGUCCGGUAAGCACUGUAAAGCUUAUUUAAGCAUAAAUGAAGUAACAAUUAGCUCA